Molecule: messenger RNA, 2307 nt
Organism: Paecilomyces variotii
Lineage: Eukaryota; Fungi; Ascomycota; Eurotiomycetes; Eurotiales; Thermoascaceae
Product: putative molybdenum cofactor biosynthesis protein Gephyrin
Exons: 4
Coding region: 49-2199 (716 amino acids)
Biological process (GO): molybdenum incorporation into molybdenum-molybdopterin complex; Mo-molybdopterin cofactor biosynthetic process
Cellular component (GO): cytosol; cytoplasm
Molecular function (GO): molybdopterin molybdotransferase activity
Source: RefSeq, a predicted model, not a curated record
CAUCGCUACCCCUCACCUGAUAAGACAACUAUUACUAUAUCACGCAAAAUGGCAGAGGGUAAAUUAAGAGCAGCAAUUCUGAUUGUAUCGGAUACUGCAGCACAGGAUCCGUCAUCUGAUAAGGCUGGGGCUGCAUUGACUGCUACGUUUACUGCGGAAGGGUCUAGCAACUGGGAGACGCCAGUCACCAAGAUCGUCCCUGAUAACGUCUUAGAUAUCCAACUAGCGAUCAGAAAUUGGUCAGAUGGAGAAGAAGUGUUCAACCUCAUAAUAACAACUGGUGGAACAGGCUUUGCUGUCAAGGAUAAUACUCCCGAGGCAGUGUCGCCUCUUAUUCACCGUCAUGCCCCUGGACUUGUGCAUGGAAUGCUGGCAGCUUCACUACAGGUGACUCCAUUUGCAAUGAUGGCUAGGCCUGUAGCGGGAAUACGGAACAAGACCCUGAUUCUCACUCUGCCAGGGUCACCUAAAGGCGCAAAAGAGAACCUGGAAGCAGUGAUCAAGCUAUUGCCUCACGCAUGCAUACAGGCGGCUGGUGCCAAUUCAAGAUCCAUCCACGCUGGGGGCGUUAAGAAACUAGAAGCGCAAGCUGGUGUAUCUUCCUCCAGUGGUGGAGAGUCCUCAGGCCACCAUCACCACCAUGGCCACCAUGACCAUGCUCACUCUCAUUCUCAUGGUCAUACUAUUCCCAAAGCACAUACGUUACCUUCAGAGAGACCACAGUCUAAUGAUCCCAAUGCUGGACCUACGCGGAGAUAUCGGAACUCGCCCUACCCAAUGCUCUCUGUGGAUGAAGCGCUCAAGGUGAUAAGCGAGAAGACACCCGAGCCAACAAUUGUUGAAGUUCCGGUGACAGCUGAUCUUGUAGGAUCAGUGAUUGCUGAAGACGUCUAUGCGGGAGAGGCAGUACCUGCCUAUCGAGCUAGUAUCGUGGAUGGCUACGCUCUCAUUGCACCCGAGUCACCAUCUGCUGGACCAAGCAGCAAAGGUGUCUUCCCUGUGGCUUCUGUAUCUCACGCCCAGGCUGGUUCUAUGCCCCCAGCGCUGGAGCCUGGAAGUAUCGCAAGGAUCACUACAGGAGCACCUCUCCCUCCAAACGCGAAUGCAGUGGUCAUGGUGGAAGACACUGUUCUAGCAUCAUCCACUCCUGAUGGCACGGAAGAAGCAACUGUUGAAAUACUAACAGCGGAUAUCAAGCCUGGUGAAAAUAUACGCGAACCAGGAAGUGAUGUUUCUCUGGGGUCCAAGAUUCUUCAAAAGGGAGACCUCAUCACAGCUGUGGGAGGCGAGGUUGGUCUGUUGGCGUCGACAGGAACCAAGACAGUGAAAGUCUACAAGAAGCCUCGUGUAGGUGUCCUGAGCACCGGCGAUGAACUAGUCGAGUACAAUGACCCGAAGAAGCUGGAGGGAGGUCAGAUUCGAGACUCGAACCGUCCAUCCCUGAUAUCCGCUUUGAAGGCCUGGGGCUUUGAGACUGUUGAUCUUGGAAUCGCUCGUGAUACUCCAGUGGGCCAAAUCGAACAAUCGUUGCGUGGAGCAUUGCGCGGAGUCGGACCAGGUGCUAACAAACCUGUGGACGUGAUCGUUACUACAGGAGGUGUAUCAAUGGGUGAACUGGACCUGCUCAAGCCUACAAUUGAGCGUUCCCUUGGCGGCACAAUCCACUUUGGCCGCGUCUCAAUGAAGCCCGGCAAGCCUACAACCUUCGCGACAGUCCCAUACAAACCAGCCAUGUCAUCAUCAGGCGCAUCCGCACAGCAAGAAAGAGAGACGAAGCUUAUUUUCGCCCUCCCGGGGAAUCCUGCUUCUGCCUUAGUGACGUUAAACCUGUUUGUGCUUCCAUCAUUGCACAAGCUGAGCGGCAUGGGCCAGACAUCUCUUGCAGCCACAGUUCCCAAACCACACACGGCUUUGGGUCUCCCCUUGGUCUCGGCUACAUUGACUCAUGCUAUUCCCCUGGACCCCAAACGUACAGAAUACCACCGUGCUGUUGUUGUCGCUUCGCGAUCCGACGGACGCCUCUACGCAACUAGUACAGGACUUGGCGGCCCUGGUGCCGGGGUUGGUCAGCGAAGCUCAAGAGUGGGUAGUCUGGCUGGGGCGAAUGCACUGUUAGUCUUGAAUCCGGGUAAGGGGAGGAUUGAGAAGGAUCAGUUCGUAGAAGUGUUGAUGAUGGGCCCUGUCCUUGGUGGAGAAUAGAGCACGAGUUGAAAAUGGUCCUGUGAAUAAGUGAAUCUAAACCCACUCUGAGAGAAGAAAAGGCUAGUACUAGGUUUUAAUGUUCUAAUUCUACUACUAAGUAAACAG